UAACAUAACGUCUUUCAGUUGACAGAACUACAAAUGGGUCACGUUGGCUCGCGUAAUGACGUCAUCGCCACGCGCCCAGACUCAAGCGAUGCAUGUGCGUGUUUCAGCUAGAAGUUUUCUGUUGUUCCUGGAACCCCAGAGUCGCUUUAGGAGGCAUGUUGUUCGCUUAUUUUCAUCUGCUAACAUUAGGAAAUCUUUGACUCGCCGUUUUAUUCAUCUGUGGUCUCAACAGGGGAAUUUAACGAUGGAGGAGCAGGUCACGACCCCCGAAGCUCCGUCAGGUGGGGACACAAACACCGGGAAACGCAAACACGACGACGAGCCGGACCCCCCGGAGACAGGCGGCCGGGGUAAGAAGCGAAGAGGAGCCGGAGGGAAGAAGCUCCGUCCUGGGGAGAGGUACGUCCCACCGCCCCAGAAACGGAACCCGGGGGUCAGCUUCAGCCAGGAACACUUCGACGAAACGUCCUACUUCUUCGAAGGCGGCCUGCGCAAAGUGGUCCCGUAUUACUUUGACUUUAAAACCUACUGCAAAGGCCGGUGGAUCGGGAAAAGCCUACUGGAGGUCUUCAAGAGCGAGUUCAGAGCGGAGUCCAUAGAGUACUAUGAAAAGGCUGCGAAAGAGGGCCGCAUCCGGCUCAACGAGAGUCCUGUGGAUGACCUGUCCGUGGUGCUCAGGAAUAACGACCACAUGAGGAACACCGUGCAUCGCCAUGAGCCUCCCGUAAUCGGCGCGCCGCUGAAGAUCCUGGUGGACGACGGGGAAGUCCUCGUGGUCGACAAGCCGGCUUCCAUCCCCGUCCAUCCGUGCGGCCGUUUCCGCCACAACACGGUGAUCUUCAUCCUGGGUAAAGAGCAUGGCGUCUCCAAGCUGCACACCGUCCACAGGCUGGACAGACUCACCUCGGGGGUGCUACUGUUCGCCCGGACGCUGGAGACGUCCAAGAAGCUGGACCAGCUGGUGAGGGACAGACAGCUUGAGAAGGAGUAUGUGUGUCGAGUAGAGGGGGAAUUUCCCGAGGGCGAGCUGAUCUGUGAGGAGCCCAUCCUGGUGGUCUCCUUUAAAAUCGGGCUCUGCCGGGUCGACCCGAAGGGAAAAGAGAGCAGAACCGUCUUCCGGAGGCUCAGCUUCAAUGGAAAAACCAGCCUAGUCCGCUGUUUUCCGCUCACCGGCCGCACACACCAGAUCCGAGUCCACCUGCAGUACCUGGGCUUUCCCAUCCUCAACGACCCCAUAUAUGGGUCCCACGCCUGGGGCCCCCACAGGGCCAAAGGGGGCCUGGUGCGGAAGAGCGACGAAGAGCUGCUGCAGGCUUUAGUGGAAGAACAUCGCUCUCAGGAAAGUUUACACCUGCUGGACUUUAUAGACGACUGCGGCGCUGCGAAGGAAGCAGAGAAAACAAGCGCUUUUCCGACACACACAGAGGAAGAAAACUCCAGCCAGGUUCCACCAGAGGAGCGUCAGAGUACUGGAUCAACUGAAGCUGAAUCGGGUCAGAAAAGUCCCCCAGGAAGCUGGGACCACCUGUGCAGCGAAUGCAAGCUGGUGCGACCGGACCCCACUGAGAAGGAGCUCGUCAUGUAUCUCCAUGCUUUACGCUACAAAGGACCGGACUUUGAAUAUUCCACACAGUUACCCGACUGGGCCGAAGCGGACUGGGAGGAGACCGAUCUCAGCUGACCUCAUUUAGUCAAAUUUUUUAUUUAUUUUGUCUCUAAUUUCUGUGGUUUUAUUUUGAUACUUCUCAGGAGAUUUUCUGAAGACGUUGCUGUAAAACGCCUCAGUAGGAGGAUUGUUUGUAUUUAAUUUUAAACAUCUCAAAUAAACCAACCUCUGCUGCUGCUCAAAAAUGAGCUUUAUUUCAGGUUUGUUAAGAAAAAAAACAAAUCAUGGUUCCUAUCUGAAAUUUUGCUUCAGUAUUUUUCAGAUCUAGAAAGAUAUGGGGGAAAUGGUGCACUGAUUGCACUCUUCUCACAAUGUCGAUUUUGGCCGAUACAAAUUUUUUUUGUCUGAAAUAUUGCAAUAUAAAUAUAUUUAUAUCAAGAAAAUUGCUGAGUUUGAAACAGUGGGCUGACUAUUGUUAACUGCAAACAUGAUCUGGUGGAAGAGGACAGUGGCUGAUUUUUAGACUUUUAUGCUGUGUUCACACCAAACGCAUUUCAGGCGUCAAAAAUGAGUCCGACGCUUCAAGUUGGGCGCAUUAGCACUUUGAAGUCAGACGCUUGACAUUUUGCUCUAGACGCGCGUUGGGAUAAGCCGUUGUUUUCCGUUGCCGGUCUCUGUACUAUGGCGAAUGAUAUUGAUAGAGUGUCACCAAAAUGAUGUAGUGAAAGCUUCUGAAAUUAUAACGGAGGCCCAGAUGUCGUUGCUGAACAUUUUGUGUUCAGUUUCUGUUGAACAAAAACGUUCGACAGCUGAUAACGACACGACUUGUGUUGGAGCCUCUUUCCUUUUUUCCUCUCCCAGUUACUUUGAACAAUGAUGGAUGAAAUAUUGAGAGUAUCUUGGUUUUAUUUACUGAAAUCAACAGAAUGUCGUCGUGUUUGAAUUCACCAGAUAAUUUAGAGGUGUUGCAAGUUUCACAAGCUAGCUGGGCGCUGUUUUCGUCUCACCCAGGCCUAGUUUGGUGACUUGCUAACCUGCAUUGGUGCCUGCAUCUCCUGGCAGGUCACCAACUACAGGCCACUACGUCACAUAGCGGACUCUCCGUCAUUGGUUGACACUCUUCGUCCAUUGGCAAAAGUUCAGAUUUUAAAACUCCAGCGUUGGACACGCUUGAUGCGUGUCGACGCUCAAAACGCUUGAGUCGUGCAGCUCUUGACCUAUGAAAUGUUUUCCCUGACAUGUGUCCACAUAAGACUUUGAAUGUAAACCAGACGCUCAAAUCUUGAUCGACGUGAACCCAAAAUUUGUCCAAGAUAAGAUUGGGGAAAAAGAUUGGCUUCAUAUGCAAGAGUCUUCCAAUCACUGAUAUCUCAUAAUUAAGGAAAUACGUAUUGAUAAAUAACCUGAUCAAAAAAUCGGUUUACCCCUAAACAUGAAAUAUGGAAAACAUUUCCAUUCAUCCACUUGCAUGUGUGUUUAUCAUCAUUAGGAAUAAACCGAUCUAAAAAUUUGGGCUGGUAUCGAUAUACGAUAUCAAUAUUAAUGAUGUUUCAGCACCUUUUGGAAAAAAUCGACCAGAAACAGACGGCAACAACAAAGAAUUAAACAUGUCUGGAGGAAACAUCAAAAGUCUGAAUCAAAAGUUUUAUUUCAGGUUUGUGAAAAGGUGGUAACCCAGACAGCUGGAUGUGAUGAUGGUGCAGCUGAGGCGUCUUUUCCACCACAGAAUAAAAAGUCGGACUGUUCUUUCUUGAGUUUAAGUCAGGUUAUUCUGCUGACUGCUAGAACAAAGACUUUCUAAGAACUUAAUCACACUUAUGGCGUCAAAAGCUUUAACAACUCAGAGGCACAUUUUAUGAAAGUCUUGCCAAGGUCUCAUGCUGAACCACGAUCAAAACCACCUUAAAGCCUCUGUUUUUACACUUCAUGUCGUUUAGAGGAACACAAAACACAUUUUUUUACUCAAACAAACAACAAUCAAAGACAAAUACUUUUCUGACACCAAUAAAGUUUUGCAUUGGUUACAAAUAGAUAUUUUAUAUUGACAAAAAAUGAAAAAUUUGACAAUUCCCUGGUAUAAAUUUAAAUUACAGCCUCAUUUUCCUCACCAAAAGUCCAAAUAUACUUAGAUUUUUUUUAUUUUAUUUAAAUAACUUUAUUUAAAAUCUGUUUGUGAUUUAAAGUGACAAGCAAAUAAUCACAAAUUAUUAUAUUUAAGUCCUCCAGGAUAUCCAAAUUUUCCGAUCUUUUCUAAUUAUUGAUUGAACAAAAACCUCAGAUGUUUGAUCUGCUGAGCGUUUCUUUAACAGAAAUCCCACAUCUGGUUUUCUGAUUCGACACCAACCACCUGUCUUCAUCAGCUUUAUUUAAAUUGAACAAUAUGAGGGGAAAAAAAUCACUUCCAAAUGUUAAAGCACCAACUCAAUAACAAACAUCAACUUUAGGACAAAGAGCACUUUUUAUAGUAAAUUGUUCCAAGAGUGAUUGCAUUGGAUUGUUUUAGACUUCUAAUAACAAUAAUAAAUGGCUUUAGGGAUAUCACCAGAAAACCUUACAUGCUACACAUAUAAUUAAGGCAUAAUUACACCACAAUGUACAAAAAAUAUGCUUUUAAAUGUUGUUGGCUUAUGGCCAUAAGGGAUACUCAAUGUCGGUUUAUCUUGAGUAAGAAUUGCAAUUUCAAAUAAAAAUAUAAACAAUAAAUUAAUUAUAUAAUUUUAAAACAUAAAAUAAUCUAAAUGCUUUUAUUUGGAACAAAAAAUUGCACAGGGUUUGUAGAGUAAUACCAGGAGUAACGCUAUCUGCUGUUGUAGAGGCUGCAGUCAGCUGGUUAGCAGACAUUACAACUGUAAUUUUGAGCUUGCAUUUUAAGAGUGACAAACUUCCAAAAUAGCCCAAUUUUUCUUAAUUGUAAGUAAACGGAAACAUAUAGGAAAUUUAUUGGAGUCAGCGUGAGCAGCAAUGUGUGGGGGAGGAGCAAGGCUGCGCUCCAUAUAGCGGAAAACCUUUAUUAACCGUUUGUUAACUGCGUCACUAAUCAUUCGAGGCGCCAUGAUGGACGUUGGGAGUAUUGAACUGAGCAACUGAAACUGUUUACAGUGAUCCCUCGCCACUUCGCGGUUCACUUAUCGCGGAUUCGCUAUUUCGCGGAUUUUCAUAAUGCAUUUUUUUUUUUUUUUUUUUUUGCAUUGUGCUCUGCAUUCUGAUUCGCUAAAAACUCACUCCCGCUUCUUGUAUCAAAACAUGCUACGAAUUGUGCUAUCAUUUUGUCGUCUCGUGCAGUUGUGUACGUACGUAAAACAGCUUGGCAAAUUUAAAAUUAUCUUGUAAUUUCGAACAUCUCCUAAACCCAUAAUGUCGACGAAACGGCCUGGACCGACAAAAGCACCUGCGGAUGGGACCAAACGGCGGAAGAUGCUACCUAUCUCAGAUAAAGUUAAACUUCUGGACAUGCUAAGGGAAGGUAAAAGCUAUGCAGCCGUUGCUCGCCAUUACGGAAUCAAUGAAUCUUCCGUUCGUUACAUAAAGAAGGAUGAAAAAAACAUAAGGACGACAGCAGCAGUCAAUUUUAAUACGAAUGCAAAAAGGGUUGUAACUGUCCGCAACAAGACCAUGGUACGGAUGGAGACGGCAUUAGCUCUGUGGAUUAAUGACUGCAGGAAAAAAAACAUAACCCUGGAUACAAACGUUAUCUGCACAAAAGCGAGAAUGCUGUAUGAAAACUUUGCUGUCAGUGACGGGGAAGAGGGAGAGGAUGCCGGGCCCUCAGCAAGUGCUGCUGACAAAGUGCCAAGCGCAUUUAAUGCAAGCAAGGGCUGGUUUGAAAAGUUUAAGAAACGCUUUGGACUUAAAAAUGUUUGUCUGCACGGUGAGAUGGCGUCUGCGGAUACCGCUGAGGCAGAAGCCUUCGUGAACAAUAAAUUCAAGGCGAUCAUUGAGGAGGGGGGAUAUAAGCCCGAACAAGUUUUUAACAUGGAUGAGACUGCCUUAUUUUGGAAACGAAUGCCCUCCCGCACCUUCAUCAUGCAGGAAGAAGCCAAAGCCCCAGGAUUUAAAGUUCACAAAGACCGUUUGACCCUGGCUAUGUGCGGAAAUGCCGCAGGUUUCAUGAUUAAACCGGGGCUGAUUUACAGGUCUAAAAAUCCCAGGGCGCUGAAAAACAAAAAUAAGGAUGAUUUGCCUGUUUACUGGAUGUACAA
Xiphophorus maculatus (southern platyfish) is the source of this 5805-nucleotide messenger RNA. It is a transcript of the gene rpusd2, whose product is annotated as RNA pseudouridylate synthase domain containing 2. The record is from RefSeq and is a predicted model, not a curated record. Bases 56 to 1681 code for a protein of 541 amino acids. Gene Ontology annotation, biological process: pseudouridine synthesis. Gene Ontology annotation, molecular function: RNA binding; pseudouridine synthase activity. NCBI's taxonomy places the organism in Eukaryota, Metazoa, Chordata, Actinopteri, Cyprinodontiformes, Poeciliidae. The transcript is spliced from 3 exons.